Molecule: messenger RNA, 1178 nt
Organism: Paramecium octaurelia
Lineage: Eukaryota; Ciliophora; Oligohymenophorea; Peniculida; Parameciidae
Source: the annotation of a GenBank genome assembly
AUGCCACCCAAAAAGGAAGAGAGAAAACCGCUGGAACCCAUGUUUCCAGAAAUCCCCUUAUUUUAUGAAUAUAUCGAUUAUUCAAAUGAAUAAAUGGAAUAGCUGAAUGAAUAUCUGAAUUACUUCAAGCCAGAACUCAGUGCCAUGAUGAAAAAUAAUAUAUUUGACAAUAUGGAAAUACUAUGUCAAACAAUAGGAAUAGCUCGACAUCCAUCCUUUAUAUUGCCAACUCAAAUGAUAGACCUAAACGAUUUCGAUGAAAAUACAAAAUUUAGGAACCCUGAAGAACUAGAUGGAGAUCAAGUGCCUUAAAUGAUUCAAAUAAAUUCUGUAAUUUUGAUUAUAUAUGGUGACAUAGAUAAAAAUUGAUCUAUUUACAUUAAGAUUACUGGAUUAUUGUGCAGGUGUUAGUGGGUUGACAACAAUCAAAAUGUCAAAUAAUGGUUUAACAGCUAGGUAAUACUAAUAGAUUGCAGCAAUAAUAAAUAAUCCUGAAAACAAAGUUAAAAAGUUGUUUAUUGAUUGGCAGCAAGUUAACGAAAACUUCUUAUAGCAAGUGCAGCAGAUCGAAUUUUUAACAUUAAGAUCUUGCUAACUAAGUAUAAAUUUAACCUCGAUAAUGAUUAGCAAAUUAGCAAAUUCAAACUUUAACUUUGAAUGUCCAAAAUUUAAAAUGUUUGGAUUUAUACGAUAAUAAAUUAUCAAAGGAAGCUUUGAACUUGAUAGGAAAAAUGUUGGGUUAAAAUAGCUUAAUGGAAUUUCUUGGUUUAGCUAAGAAUGGAAUACAAUCCUUUGAGGACUUAUAAGGAAUUACUUAGAGUAUAGGGAGAUUCCAGAUGAGUCAAGAAGAGUAUGACGAGUAUAAGACAAAAGAAAAGGAGAGAGAUGCUAUCAUUGAACGAAAUAAGAAAGUAAAGAAAAAAGGAACCGAAGAACUUGUGCCUUACUUAGAACCAAUUCAGUAGAUAGACAAUAAUUGGUAUGUGAUCAAGAACUCAAGAUUGUGGUUGAUAAAUCUAUCAAUGAAUUAGAUUGAUGAUUAAUCGAGAGAUGCUAUAGAGAAAUUCUUACUAUAAACAGGAGAAAACUUUUAAUUGGUGUUGAUGGGCAACAGAUUCGAUGAUUAGAAGGCAUUGUAGAAAACAAAAAAGAAGUUUGGAAAGAAAUUAGUAUUAUGA